This is a messenger RNA of Acyrthosiphon pisum (pea aphid), 2843 nucleotides long. RefSeq names its product limulus clotting factor C-like. Lineage: Eukaryota; Metazoa; Arthropoda; Insecta; Hemiptera; Aphididae. The record is from RefSeq and is a predicted model, not a curated record. Bases 31 to 2328 code for a protein of 765 amino acids. The transcript has 16 exons. Gene Ontology annotation, biological process: proteolysis. Gene Ontology annotation, molecular function: serine-type endopeptidase activity; protein binding.
AGAAGACCUGACAUUAUAUCACCACUGACAAUGAAGGUGACGUAUGCCUGGUUGAUAUAUUCAUGUUUAUUUGUCGGAUCCGGAAUUUUAUGUGACGAAAAACUUGAAAGACGACAAGCUGUAUCAUCUUGCAAAGUAAACACUGAGGAUAAAUUUUACUGUUCAAAUGGACUGUGUAUCGAAUGGUCGUUGGUUUGUGAUGGUCGUAAGGAUUGUACAGAUGGUUCAGACGAGACCAAAGAGUUGUGUGCUCCAUACGAGUAUGGAACAAAUAUGACCACAAAUUGCGGUAGAGUCUAUGUUAAUUACGAUAAUUUGAACGUCAGUAGUGAUAAAUCACUUAAUGGAUCGUUACCUUGGAUGGUUGAGAUUUUUAAACUAAAGGAAGUUACCAAUAGUAUUUACUCUUUAUUAUGUGGGGGAUCAAUUAUUGCUCCAAACAUUGUGAUUUCUGCGGCUCAAUGUAUUGAGCAGGAAUCGGUGUUAUCUAAGUAUAUAUCAAAAAAGGUAAUCAAAAUUGCUGUUUAUAGAAAUGAAUACUUUAUUCAGAUGUUGAAUGUGGAAACAGUUUAUACGACAAAUAAUUAUUCUGGAUCUAGUGAGUAUCAAGCUGAAGAUAUAGCUGUUUUUGUAUUAGAAAAAAUAAUUACCAUGGGUAAUUAUGCUGCACCUGUUUGUAUCGAUUGGAAUAGUAUAUAUAAUGUGAACAAUGGAGAUCGAGGAAAAAUUGUUGUUUGGAAAUCGGAGAAUGGCAAAAAAGUUGAUGUUACAUUUGAAUCGACAUUACCAUACAUCGAUCAUAGUACUUGUCGAAAAAUAAAUACAGACGGAUUUAAUCAAUUUGUGACGUUUGAUAAGUUUUGUACCUAUAAUAAAUUGGGACAAAAAGUAUUGCCUGAAGAUGCCGGAUCAGGGAUAAGCUUUUUACACUUUAAUUCUUAUUAUUUAACCGGGAUAAUGAGUUUGAAGCAUAUUGGGAAAAACGAUACAGUCACAGGUUUAUCGCGAAAUGAUUUAAUAAAUGAUACAGUCUUAGUUUUUACAGAUAUAAAAUACCAUGUUCAUUGGAUUCGUGGAAUUUUCAACAAAUAUUUUAUAGUAAAUUCAUGCAUUUUACCAACCGUCGAAGGAGUUGUAUACACUUAUGAAGGUUCUAAUAACAUUUUAUCUCACGGGACAUUAAUUUAUCAUCAUAUUUCUGUUAUUGAGAACUGUGAAGUUGGGUAUCAUAAGGCUUAUACCAAUAGUAUUAGGAUUUGUCUGGGAAAAGGAAAAUGGUUAACCAAUUUUAAGAAAUUGUGUUUCAAAAUGUGUCCACCUCUAGUAUCAAAUAGUUUAGAUAUUAAAUGUACUUAUAGUGGUAAGUAUACGAAUUGUUCACGUUUAUCGAUACCCGAUACAGUAGCAAAACCAUCAUGUAAACAAACAUAUAUUGCACCCAAUGGACAAGAUAAGACUCCGCUUGAAUUACUUUGUCAGUCUAAUGGAACGUGGAAUAAACAACUAUAUACAUGCAAUCCAUAUUGCGGUAGAGUAUACAUCCAAAACCAAGUAUUGAUAGAAAAUGGUGAAAAAGCACUUGUUGGAACGGCACCUUGGAAUGUUGGAAUAUAUCAAUUAAAUAAAAAAAAUUCCAAUUUUAACUUGAUUUGUGGAGGAUCAAUUAUUUCUCCAAAUUUAGUAAUUUCUGCGGCUCAUUGUUUUUGGAAAAAAGUUAUGCUGUCUAUGAAAAUAUCAAUUAACGAUGGUAUAUACAAAAUUGCUGUUGGAAAAUAUACUAGAGAUUUUUCAGUUAUUGAUAAUGACUUUACACAAAUAAUUAAUGUGGAAAUGAUUCACCUGAAAGAUGGUUAUUAUGGACCUACUGGGUAUCAUGCUGAAGAUAUAGCUAUUAUUGUGUUACAAAACAGAGUUCCUUUUAGUAAUGGUGUUGCACCUGUUUGUAUCGAUUGGAAUGGUAAAUACAAUGUAGUAAAUGGAGAUCAAGGAAAGAUUGUUGGUUGGGGAAAAACUGAAAAAGGAAUUUCAAGUCCUAUUUUAUUAGAAGCAUCUUUAUCAUACAUUGACCAUAGUUCUUGCCGGAAUAUGUAUACUGACGGAUUUGAAUCAUUUGUAACCGCUGAUAAAUUUUGUGCCGGUUCUGCAUCGGGACAAGGAGUAGGUAAAGGUGAUAGCGGUGCAGGAUUAAGCUUUUUACACUAUGAUUCAUAUUUUUUGACUGGAGUAGUGAGUAUAAAGGAUCCAAAUACAAAUAAUUCAAUCGCAGUUUUUACAGAACUUAUGUAUCACAUUCAAUGGAUUCGUGGAUUGUAUAACGAACAUAUCUAAGUCCAAUGAGAUUAGGUAUUUUAAUGUUAAGUAUUAAAAUAAUUUAUUUCAAUCGUAAUUGAAAUCAAUAUUUGUAUUAAUAAGUUUAUACUUAGUUAUGUGUAAAAACUCUCAACCGUUCAUACAAUUUCAUUAAAAUUAAACAAAAUUGGUAUGUAUGUUAUAAAUCAUAGGUACUUACUGAAGUAUUUUAUUAUAUUUAAUAAUUGACACAUAGUAAAUUUGAACAGUUUUAGUAUAUAUAUACUAAUUUUGCUUGUUCAUUCAUUGUUCCAUAAUUAAUUUAUGUAUUAUAUUGUAUUGUCCAUUGUAUUUGAAAUAACUAUGUAUUAGUCUUAAUAUUACUAUUUACCAAUUGUAUUGUUUAGUUAUUAUAUUGAUUUGGUUUUGUUAUUGACAAUUUCUACUUCAAAAUUAACAUGUUUGAAGAUGAAUAUAUUUUUUGUACAGAUAAAAAAAAUUAUUGAAUAAUAAUGAUAAAUUGCUUGUUUAAGGCGAUUCGCUUCGUAUGAAUA